Paecilomyces variotii is the source of this 6336-nucleotide messenger RNA. RefSeq names its product 3-oxoacyl-synthase. The record is from RefSeq and is a predicted model, not a curated record. The transcript has 3 exons. NCBI's taxonomy places the organism in Eukaryota, Fungi, Ascomycota, Eurotiomycetes, Eurotiales, Thermoascaceae. Gene Ontology annotation, biological process: long-chain fatty acid biosynthetic process. The coding region runs from base 463 to 6033 and encodes 1856 amino acids. Gene Ontology annotation, cellular component: fatty acid synthase complex. Gene Ontology annotation, molecular function: 3-oxoacyl-[acyl-carrier-protein] reductase (NADPH) activity; magnesium ion binding; 3-oxoacyl-[acyl-carrier-protein] synthase activity.
CGCUGGAUUCUGCCCCAACACUCCAAACGGCUCCAGGCACGCCCUCUCGCUCACUCUGUCUUUCUCUUGCGGUGUCCUGGUCGUAUUAUUUUCGCUAGGUCAAUUGCUGGCUUGGAGCGUGGUCAAGAGUCCUCGUCCUCUCUCGUUUCCUCUUUAAGGUCCUGGCGUAUCGUGCCAUGGUCCUUUGACUUGUGUCACUUCCUCCUCCAACUUUUUUUUCCCCUUCUUUGCCCACCUCCUCUCCGGGCUUACUUAUCGGCCCAUUAUUGUGGCCUCCUCUCUGAUCUCACGGCCUCUUCAAAAAGAUUUUUUUUUCAAAGACUGUAACCAGACGGGCCUCUUGGUGCCUGGGUUGCUGUGCAGAAAGAGGUCUUCGAGCUUCUUUGGGGCCGUCUUACCGCCAUUGAGCUCUUUAAUCCGACAUUUUCUUGAUACCCGUAUUCUUUCUUUCUUACCUUCACAAUGCGCCCCGAAGUCGAGCAGGAGCUGGCUCACACCCUGCUGGUGGAGCUUCUGGCAUACCAGUUUGCUUCUCCAGUGAGAUGGAUUGAGACCCAGGAUGUUAUUCUCGCGGAGAAGCGCACGGAGCGUAUCGUCGAGAUCGGUCCGGCGGACACGUUGGGCGGCAUGGCACGACGGACGAUUGCCUCCAAGUACGAAGCCUACGAUGCUGCUACAUCAGUGCAACGACAGAUUCUCUGCUACAACAAGGACGCCAAGGAAAUCUACUAUGAUGUCGAUCCCGUCGAAGAUGAGCCGGAGCCAGAGGCUGCUCCCGCCGCCAGCGCUUCCCCGGCUGCUGCUGCGGCCCCUGCGGCGGCUGCUCCUGCUGCUGCGCCUGCCCCGAGUGCAGGUCCCGCUCCUCAGGUCGAAGACGCGCCAGUCACAGCAGUGGAUGUGCUGAGGACAUUAGUUGCACAGAAAUUGAAGAAGAGCAUCGCAGAUGUUCCAUUGAGCAAGGCCAUCAAGGAUCUGGUUGGCGGUAAAUCGACCCUGCAGAAUGAAAUUCUGGGUGACCUGGGCAAAGAAUUUGGCUCGACGCCGGAAAAGCCAGAGGAUACGCCUCUGGACGAAUUGGGUGCCGCCAUGCAGGCAACCUUCAACGGCCAAUUGGGCAAGCAGUCAUCCUCGUUGGUGGCACGUAUGGUAUCCGCUAAGAUGCCUGGUGGAUUCAACAUCACAGCGGUCAGGAAAUACUUGGAGACAAGAUGGGGACUGGGACCUGGUAGACAAGACGGUGUCCUGCUACUUGCCUUGACCAUGGAGCCCCCAUCGCGUCUCGCUGCUGAGGCUGACGCAAAGGCGUACUUUGACGGUGUCGCCAACAAAUAUGCGGCCAGUGCUGGCAUUAGCCUGUCUGCACCAACCGCCAGCGGCGACUCUGGCGCCGGUUCUGGCGCCAUGAUGAUGGACCCUGCUGCGAUCGACGCACUGACCAAGGACCAGCGCGCACUGUUCAAGCAGCAGCUCGAGAUCAUCGCGCGCUAUCUCAAGAUGGAUCUGCGUGCUGGUGAGAAGGCCUUUGUCACGUCCCAAGAGUCUCAGAAGGCACUACAAGCGCAGCUGGAUCUUUGGCAGACGGAGCACGGCGAUAUUUAUGCCUCCGGCAUUGAGCCCUCUUUCGACCCUCUGAAGGCUCGUGUCUACGAUUCUUCCUGGAACUGGGCUCGUCAGGAUGCGCUCAGCAUGUACUACGACAUCAUUUUCGGCAGGCUGAAGGUCGUCGACCGUGAAAUUGUUAGCCAGUGUAUUCGCAUCAUGAACCGAUCGAAUCCCCUCUUGCUGGAUUUCAUGCAGUACCACAUCGAUAACUGCCCGACGGAACGCGGUGAGACCUAUCAGCUUGCCAAGGAACUGGGUCAGCAGCUCAUUGAGAACUGCAAGGAGGUUCUCGGACAAGCCCCUGUAUACAAGGAUGUCGCAGUCCCUACCGGACCCCACACGACUGUUGAUGCUCGCGGAAACAUCGAGUACCAGGAAGUACCUAGGGCUAGCGCUAGGAAGCUUGAACACUACGUCAAACAAAUGGCUGAAGGCGGUCCGAUUUCUGAAUACAGCAAUCGGGCAAAGGUCCAGAAUGACCUGAAGAAUGUCUACAAGCUCAUUCGCAGGCAACACAGACUUUCCAAGUCGUCCCAGUUGCAGUUCAACGCUCUCUACAAGGAUGUCGUCCGUGCUCUUGCUAUGAACGAGAGCCAGAUCAUGCCGCAGGAGAAUGGCCAGGCGAAGAAACCCGGUCGUAACGGCUCCAGAAACGGUGCCACUCGCACCGGAAAGGUUGAGACCAUUCCCUUCUUGCACCUCAAGAAGAAGGAGGAGCACGGCUGGGAAUACAACAAGAAGCUGACCGGCAUCUACCUGGACGGUCUCGAGUCUGCGGCCAGAUCUGGAGUCACUUUCCAGGGCAAGAAUGCUUUGAUGACCGGUGCUGGAGCUGGUUCUAUCGGCGCUGAGGUUCUCCAGGGACUUAUUAGCGGUGGUGCCAAGGUCAUCGUUACCACCAGUCGCUUCUCUCGCGAAGUCACUGAGUACUAUCAAUCCAUGUAUGCCCGUUACGGAGCUCGUGGUUCCCAACUUGUCGUCGUUCCUUUCAACCAGGGUAGCAAACAAGACGUGGAUGCUCUCGUCGACUACAUCUAUGACACCAAGAAGGGUCUGGGCUGGGAUCUGGACUACGUUGUCCCCUUCGCGGCCAUUCCCGAGAACGGUCGCGAAAUUGACAACAUCGAUUCCAAGUCGGAACUUGCUCACAGAAUUAUGUUGACCAACCUCCUUAGACUUCUCGGUGCCGUCAAGACGCAGAAGCAGGAGAGAGGUUUCGAGACCCGUCCAGCUCAGGUUAUCCUUCCCUUGUCCCCCAACCACGGUACCUUCGGAAACGAUGGCCUGUACUCAGAGUCAAAGUUGGGCUUGGAGACUCUGUUUAACCGCUGGUACUCUGAGAGUUGGGCUAACUACCUUACAAUCUGCGGUGCUGUCAUCGGCUGGACCCGCGGCACUGGUCUCAUGAGUGGAAACAACAUGGUCGCUGAAGGCGUCGAGAAGCUCGGAGUUCGCACCUUCUCUCAGCAGGAGAUGGCCUUCAACUUGCUCGGCCUCAUGGCUCCCGCCAUCGUUGAUCUUUGCCAGUCGGACCCUGUCUGGGCUGAUCUGAACGGUGGUCUCCAGUUCAUCCCCGACCUGAAGAAGCUCAUGACAAAGCUCCGCCAGGACAUCAUGGAGACCAGCACUGUUCGUCAGGCCGUCAUCAAGGAGACUGCCAUUGAGAACAAGAUUGUGAACGGUGAAGAUAGCGAGGCUUUGUACAAGAAGGUCACCACCGAGCCCCGUGCCAACAUCAAGUUCGAAUUCCCUCAGCUGCCCAAGUGGGAAGAGAUCGAGCCGCUUAACGCACAGCUCAAGGAUAUGGUCAACCUCGACAAAGUUGUCGUCGUCACCGGUUUCUCCGAAGUUGGUCCCUGGGGUAACUCCCGCACCCGAUGGGAGAUGGAGGCCUAUGGCAAGUUUUCUUUGGAAGGCUGUGUCGAAAUGGCCUGGAUCAUGGGCCUCAUUCGUAACCAUAACGGUCCUCUGAAGGGCAAGUCCUACUCCGGCUGGGUUGACGCAAAGACUGGGGAACCAGUUGACGACAAGGACGUCAAGUCGAAGUACGAGAAAUUCAUCCUGGAGCACUCUGGUAUUCGACUUAUCGAGCCGGAGCUGUUCAAGGGAUACGAUCCCAAGAAGAAGCAGCUGCUCCAGGAAAUCGUCAUCCAGGAAGACCUUGACCCAUUCGAGGCCUCGAAGGAGACCGCCGAAGAGUUCAAACGGGAGCAUGGUGACAAGGUGGAGAUCUUCGAAAUCCCCGAGUCGGGCGAAUACACCGUGCGCCUGAAGAAGGGAGCCACUCUUUUCAUUCCCAAGGCCCUGCAGUUCGACCGACUGGUCGCCGGCCAGAUCCCAACCGGCUGGGAUGCGAAGAGAUAUGGUAUUCCAGACGACAUCAUUGAGCAGGUCGACCCAGUUACUCUGUUUGUGCUUGUCUGUACCGCAGAGUCCCUGCUCUCGUCUGGUAUCACUGAUCCAUAUGAGUUCUACAAGUAUGUCCACAUCUCCGAAGUCGGAAACUGCAUUGGUUCGGGUAUCGGUGGUACCCAUGCCCUGAGAGGAAUGUACAAGGACCGGUACCUCGACAAGCCUCUUCAGAAGGAUAUUCUGCAGGAGUCCUUCAUUAACACCAUGAGCGCAUGGGUUAACAUGCUCCUCCUCUCCUCUACCGGUCCUAUCAAGACUCCUGUGGGUGCUUGUGCUACUGCUGUCGAGUCCGUCGAUAUCGGUUACGAGACCAUCGUCGAAGGCAAGGCUCGUAUCUGUUUCGUUGGUGGAUUCGAUGACUUCCAGGAGGAGGGUUCCUACGAAUUCGCGAACAUGAAGGCCACUAGCAAUGCGGAAGACGAAUUCGCCCAUGGCCGUACUCCUCAAGAGAUGUCCCGACCUACUACUACUACCCGUAGCGGCUUCAUGGAGUCCCAAGGUUGUGGUAUGCAAGUCAUCAUGAGCGCCCAGCUGGCCCUUGACAUGGGUGUACCCAUCUAUGCCAUCCUCGGCUUGACCACCACUGCAACGGACAAGAUCGGUCGCUCAGUCCCGGCUCCUGGACAGGGUGUCCUCACCACUGCUCGUGAGAACCCCGGCAAGUUCCCGUCCCCGCUCCUUGAUAUCAAGUACCGCAGACGCCAGCUGGAGUUGCGCAAGAACCAGAUCAAGCAGUGGCAAGAAUCAGAACUCUUGUACCUCCAGGAAGAGGUUGAGGCUAUGAAGGCGCAAGCUACCGAACCGUUCGAUGAGAAGGAGUAUAUGCAGGAGAGAGCCCAGCACAUCGAUCGCGAGGCUGUCCGCCAGGUCAAGGAGGCCCAGUACAGUCUCGGAAACAACUUCUGGAGGCAAGAUCCUCGCAUUGCUCCUCUGAGAGGAGCAUUGGCCACUUGGGGUCUUACGAUCGACGAUCUCGAUGUUGCGUCGUUCCACGGUACCUCUACCGUUGCUAACGACAAGAAUGAAUCCGAUGUCAUCUGUCAGCAACUGAAGCACCUCGGACGCAAGAAGGGCAACGCGAUCAUGGGUAUCUUCCAGAAGUACCUUACUGGACACCCCAAGGGUGCAGCUGGUGCAUGGAUGCUCAACGGAUGUCUGCAGGUCCUCAACAGCGGUCUUGUGCCCGGAAACCGCAAUGCAGACAAUGUCGACAAGGUCAUGGAGAAGUUCGACUACAUCGUGUACCCCAGUCGUAGCAUCCAGACCGACGGUAUCAAGGCAUUCUCCGUUACUUCAUUCGGUUUCGGUCAGAAGGGCGCGCAGGCUAUUGGUAUCCACCCCAAGUACCUGUAUGCAGUGUUGGACAAAGCCCGAUUCGAAUCGUACAAGACCAAGGUCGAAGCCCGUCAGAAGAAGGCUUACCGCUACUUCCACAAUGGUCUGAUCAACAACACCCUGUUUGUGGCCAAGAACAAGUCCCCCUACGAGGACAACCUCCAGGCCAAGGUCUUCCUGAACCCCGAUUACCGUGUGACGGUGGACAAGAAGACUGCGGAGCUGACCUAUCCUGCGGUCCCUCCAAAGCCCGCGUCCGAGGAUCUGGCCAGCACCCAAAAGGUGGUCGAAUCCCUCGCCAAGGCUGCCGCGGUUGAGAACUCGAAGGUCGGCGUUGACGUCGAGAGUGUCCAGGCGAUCAAUGUUGACAACGAGACCUUCAUUGAGAGGAACUUCACAUCCAAUGAGCAAGUGUAUUGCCGCAAGGCCCCAUCUCCCCAGGCCUCCUUUGCCGGCCGGUGGAGCGCUAAGGAGGCUGUGUUCAAGUCUCUCGGAGUCAGCAGCAAGGGUGCCGGUGCUCCGCUGAAGGACAUUGAAAUCGUGAAUGAUGAAAAUGGAGCUCCUGUGGUUAAGCUUCAUGGCGCCGCUGCAGAGGCUGCAGAGAAAGCCGGUGUCAAGCAGGUGAAUGUCAGCAUCAGCCACAGCGACUCGCAAGCAAUCGCUAUUGCGGUUGCGAAGUUCUAAUUCAUGUAGCAUAAACCGCAAAAGCCAACCUUUAGUUGGGCGUGUGUCAUUGCAAGCACGAUUUCGAAGGUGCGAAAAAAGUGAUAGAGGCACAUCUACAUUUGUUUGAUGGCAGGAUGUUCUGCUUGACAACUGUUUAUUAUUUUUCUUUUAUGCAGAUAAUGAGGUUAGAUAGCAUGAUAGUUAUUGUUUUCGUUUACUAAUUUUUCCGACCAAUGAGGAAGGUCCAGCAUGUCUACAUUUACUGUAAUGAGUUUAGAAUAUGAUAUUAUUAUUAUUAUUAUUACAACAAGUUCAGAAAUC